GUUUUUCUCUCUCUUUCAACUCGACUUGAUUGCUUCGAGGUCAAUGGUAUCAUGGCAUUCAUAGGAUCAGCUGGGAUCGAAGCGCAGCUGAAUACGCUGAAAAGGCAGCUUGCCUCCAAAGACUCUGAACUCACAUCCAUUCGGAACGAGUUGGGCAAAAGUCAAGCUGAACUGACAGAAGCAAAGCGAGGUAGAUCAGAUGCGGAGUCCAAGCUCGAAUCUCUCUCUGUGCGAGCUCAUCAGGCCGAAUCAUCUCUGGCAGCCAAAGUCUCCGAAUUGUCAAACAAUCGAUUACAGUAUGACAACCUUCAAUCGACGCUCAAGGUGACCAACGAGAAGUUGAGUCAGAGCCACAAGGAAAAUGAGAGGCUGCAGUAUGAGCUUGACGUGGCGUCCCAAGGGUCUGCACGUGGAAAGGACAGCGAUUCGGGCAGAAUGAAGGAGUUGGAGCAGAAGAUAAAAGCGAGGGAUGAGGAGAUAGAGCGAUUGAGGAGCCAGCCGGCUAUGCCCGAGUCCACCUUCGGCGGAUUGAAAAAAUCAUCGACCACCUUUUUCCCUCCACAAUCGCCUCCUGGUCGGUCAAAAGGACGUCGACGCUCUGCUUCCUUUUCCGCGGACCCACGGGUCUCGAAUCUCGAAACAGAGAUCAGCAAGCUACACUCGUCCCAUGGGCUGGAGAUGGACAAGGUCUCGGCUCAAUUGGAAAUCGCAAGAAAAGAGUUGGACAAGAUUACCAACGCCAAGCUGGCGUUGGAGAAAUCGAGUCAAAAAGAGCUCGAUCGCCUGCGGUCAGAUCUUGAGGAUGCAAACUAUGAGCUGGAUGGAUGGCGAGUCAAUGGACAGGCUCCCACUCGCGCUGAGGAUCCAAAGCAUGUCGCCAAGAUGAAGGAGAUGGAGGCAGCUGCCGAGAGGAUGCGAGAACAGCUCGCAUCUGCAGAUGUCGAGAUCUCCCGACUGACGAAAAAGGUCGAAGAAUUGGAAGGUCGAAUUGCAGCUCCCUCGUCUCCCGACGGAAUGUCUGUCCGGCAGUAUCAACGGGAGAUCAAGACUCUCAACAGCCGUAUUCAGUCUUUGGAGGAGGAGCUCAAAGCCCAGGACGAGGAGAUUCUCAAGCUCAAAAUUGCAGUACCUUUGCCUGGCUCGCCUCAGGUUGGAGAUUCAGAGAACCCAUCACUGUCUGAUUCUCGUCUUGCUGAACUCGACGAGAUCACAAGGGAGCACGAGCUGGUCGUCUUUGGUCUGCAAGAGGAGAUAAAAUCCACGAAGAAAGAGAUCACCCGACUCGAGGAACUGGUGGACAAACUUGAGACGAGGUCUGCUGAGGCGGAGGAUGCUUUGGAAAAUCUGACGAAGAACACUGCAAAGGCUUCCGAUGACCACUCCCGCGAACUGCUCGAAUCCCAAGGCCGAUGUGAGGCGCUUCAAACCGAACUCGAGGAUGCCAAGCACGAACUGCAAGUCACUUCGGCUCACGCCGACGAGAUGCAAGAGCAGUACGAAUCCUGUGCGAAAUCCAAGCUCGACCUCGAGCAAACCCUUGCCGACCUGCGCGAAACCGUCGCCAAUCGGUCUACAGAAUCUCAAGCUCAGGAUCGCGUCGCUGAGAUCUUUGAUCACAAGGAAAAGAUCCAAAUGCUCACUGACCGCCUUCGCGACUCGGAGAAAGCACUUGGCACGGCCAGGUCGCGCAUCGCGGAUCUAGAGACCUCUCGACCGAGAGAUCACGCACCGGGAUCGUCGCGAGAAAUUCUUCUCUUGCAAGACAAAGUUGGACGUCUGCGUACGGAGAGAGACGAAUUACGACUCAAUCUUUCAUUUGUCCAACACGAACAUAGGUUUGCCCGUGAUGCGGUGGAAGCGAGUAAAGCGACAGCUGUGGCGGAACUGAAAAGCACGCGUGCCGACUUACAAGAACGACUCGAUGCCAUCUCAGGCUUGGAACGACAGCACGCAGCUGCCAAGGAGGCUCUGGACAGCGUCACUUCUCGCCUGGAUGGUGUGACUGGCUCGUAUGCCGCGGCGUCAGCUGAAAAGGAUGAGCUGGCUGCCAAGGUGACUUCACUCGAAAGUAAUCUCGGAGAAGCGUCAUCAUUUCGAGACGCCCUCCUCGCUCGCGUCGAAGAACUUGACAAGCAGCUUUCUGAGCGAUUGGAGGAAGCUCAGGUCCAGCAUCUGAUCAAUGAGGUGGCGUUGGCUCAACACAAGGCUAGCAAGGCGGAAAUGGAGGUUUACAGCUUGAGAAAAGCGAACAAGGAAUACGAAGAGCGAGUGGACAGUCUUCAAGGGCAGCUAGAGGCGACUCGGGAGGUCAGCAGUGAUCAACCUACCAGUCGUGCGGAUAGACCUCCAAGUCGAUCUGAGAGACCGGCCAGUCGGAGUAGCAUGGGCGGUCACGUCAGACGUAUCUCUGGUGUGUACACCGGGGAGACGAUCGAGUCGCUGCGUGCGGAACGUGCGGAUCUACAGAGCCGAGUUUUGAGUAGAAACAUGCGCAUUGAAGCCAUGAAGAAUGAGAUGAGGCAGAUUAAAGCGAAUCUCCAAUUGGCAGAAGAAGCUGCCGAGGAGGUCGGCACUGAAAAGCUCGAAGUGGAGCAAGAGCUCGAGGCAUUGCGAGCCGCUACCGCCGCAGCCGAACAGGACAGCCAAUCCGCGAUUCGGGGUCUGGUGAUCACACUGGCGAUGCACCGACAAUUCGUUUCAGCCGCUCAGAACGCUUGGUCGGAUCAAAGAAAGAAAUUGGAAGAAGGGUCCGCUGCGAUCGAACGGAUUUCCAUCGAUGCGACGACUGCACUGCGAUCAGCGACUGAUGAAAUUGAUACAUUGUCGAAGCAGAUCUUCGAGGCAAGGGCCGAGAUUCAGCGGUUGUCAGAGGACAUGAAGGCUCGUACUGAGGUGGCGGAGUCGAACGCGGCAGCCAUGGAGGCACUCAAGAGCGUAAUGGCAGAGAAGGAUCUCGAGUUGGAGAAGAAGACUGCAGACGCCGCGGCUGUUGAACAGAACCUGGCGAUUCUCAGAGCCUCAUUGGAAGCGGCCACGGAACGUGAAAGUCAAUCAAAUGAUCUGCAAAGUCAACUGGAUGCGCGAACGGAAGAGUUGUUGAGGUUGACGACUCAACUCGCGGAAGUCAGGCAAGCUCGGGAUAGUGUCUGCCAAGAGUUGCAGGUUCUUCAAGAGCAACACGCGUCCAUGCGCACCGAACUCGAAUCGACCAACACCAAGGUCCAAGCAUUGGAAGCGUCUGCGGCUUCUGAUCAGCAAGAGGUGUCCCGACUCCAUGCGUUGGUGCUCGACCUCGAGAAGCAGGUCGUAGAGGGCUCAUCUGCUCUGGAAUCGGCUGGACAUGAGCAUGCGAAAGCUCUUGAAGAACGGGACACUCAACUCGCCGUACUACGAGAGCGUGCCCAAGCGGCGACGGGGACACCGGUGGAUAGCGAGCAGGUCGCAGAGCUAAACGAGAGGAUCACCGAACUCGAGACCGCCCUUACGCUCAAAGUUCAAGAGGUCGACGAAGCGGACGACCGAGUCCGCGAGGCGUUCAAGGCAAAGACCAAGCUGGAGAAGAAGGUCGCCAAACUGCAACGACACCUGGCGGCAGCCACUACAGCGGACGAUGAAACUGCUGCGAACACUGCGGCCAAUAAGAUCAUCCCGGUGGAGCUCGUGGAGCCAGUGACCGCUACACCGAGAACAAAGGCUGCGUUACCUGUUGAACGAGCUCCCUUACGAAAUGUCAACAUCUUCGACACGAGCCAAACACGACAAACUUGUGAUGAGGUUACGACGAGUCCUGGAUCAGGAUUGAAACGACAACGUGAAAUGGAUGAGGGAGAGAAAAAGGUGCCUGCAGAGUGUAUUGUCUUGCACAAUAGCUCCCCACCUAGAGCUGGAGUGAGGAAGGACCGGGUCAGGGCAUCAUUUGGUCAGCGAUUACGAGGUGUGAGAGGUCCUUCAGAUUGAGGAAGAGUUCUUUGUAUACCAGAAAUGUGAUGUAUCAGUAUAAUGUAGGAUUUUUUC
Molecule: messenger RNA, 4014 nt
Organism: Kockovaella imperatae
Lineage: Eukaryota; Fungi; Basidiomycota; Tremellomycetes; Tremellales; Cuniculitremaceae
Exons: 9
Coding region: 52-3957 (1301 amino acids)
Source: RefSeq, a predicted model, not a curated record